This is a messenger RNA of Lobosporangium transversale, 2676 nucleotides long. RefSeq lists its product as hypothetical. The transcript is spliced from 2 exons. The record is from RefSeq and is a predicted model, not a curated record. Gene Ontology annotation, molecular function: protein binding. Lineage: Eukaryota; Fungi; Mortierellomycota; Mortierellomycetes; Mortierellales; Mortierellaceae. Bases 88 to 2655 code for a protein of 855 amino acids.
AAACGGUUUCCAUCACUUUUUACAUCUUUCAAUCAUUCUUCUACAAAUCUCCUUUUAUAACGAAGCUAUUUGUCUACACCUAUCAUUAUGUCACAACACAAGAUCCAUAGCACAACUGAACAUGACCAUGCUGUGUCACCAACAGCAAAAUUAGCAAUGCCAUCAGCACCUCUUUCGAUCUUUUUCUUGCCACCAGAAAUCAUUUCUUCGCUCAGUUUGAAUUCUCAAUCCGAGAUUCUUAAAUCAGAUCCUUUGUUGGAGAAUCAUACUAUAAAUACUGCUGUUAAUCAAACCUACGGCUCAGAUACUGUUGCAACACCUGUUCCCACCAGCCUUGACUCAGCAGCUCCCUCUUGCCGUAUCUGUGGAAUUACUCAGUUUGAGAGCGUCGAAAAACAACGCGAGCAUGUCAAGCUUGAUUGGCACCGGUACAAUCUCAAACAACAGCUUUUGAAUAAACAGGCCAAACCCAUCUCAGAAGCCCAAUUUGAAAAUAUGAUCCAAGAUCUUUCAAGCAUUUCCGGAUCAGAUACUGAUGACAGUGAUUAUUAUUCAGACCUCAACAACGACGGAGCAACGGGCAGAAUCAGCUCAUUGAUGAAGAAAAUCGAAUUGUCCGUCAAAGAAGGCCAGGAAGCACGUGAGCAAGACCCUCUCAUGAUUUAUCAACGGCAGCGUGCUGAUCAACAGUUCCGGGAAUCUUGCUCGUCACCUUUGAUCUGGUUCACCUCCUCACUUUACAAUGACACUGUGCGUCUGGGCAUCUAUAAGAACGCGCUGCCUAAUAAAGGCCAAUGUGAAAAUAUAGUGGCAUACCUUCAGUCGCUCCAAUUCGAUAUACCACCACCAGUCAAUAAAAAGAAAAACAACAAGGCGAGAAGAGAAGCUAGGAGACUAGCGGCAGCGGCAGUUACUGCAGAAGAUCCAAAGGAGGCUCUUCCUGCAAUUGAUGAACAGAUAGAUCAAAGCGCUGGUACACCACUUGUAGAUUCAAUUGAAACUGUUGCGGCACAGCAGGAUUCGCAAGCACAGAACAAUGUUCAAAACCUCGGCAUGAAUAUGGGUGAGAGAGGACAAGAAGAUGGACAGGAAGAAGAAGAGGAAGAAGAGGUGGAGUAUGAGCCCGACUGGAUCAAAUAUCAGAAGCAGGCCAAGCAGAAGCAGAAUGCUUCUGCUAAUCCUCCCCAUCAGGCACGACUAUGGACUCUGAUCAUGAUUGGAGGAGGCCACUUUGCAGGCAUGGUUAUGGACCUUGCAGGCCAAGUUUCAUCACAUGGCCGUGAUAUGAAAGUUAUUGCCCAUAAAACAUUUCAUCGCUAUACAGUCCGACGUCAGCAAGGAGGUUCGCAGGGAUCGCAUGGGAUCGCCAAUUCCGCAGGAGCACGUGUGCGCAUGUAUAACGAAGAAGCAUUGAAACUUGAAGUCCGUGAAUUGCUUGAGGGUUGGUCUCACUGGAUCCAGCAAAGUGAAUGUGUCUUUGUUCAUUCUCCUGGAAACAACCGCCGGGUUCUAUUUUUUGAAAAUUCGGUGAUCUCUACUGCAGACCGACAAGGGCGUCUUCGUUCCAUCCCCUUUAUGACAAGACGGCCUACCCUCUCUGAGCUCAAACGCGCCUAUCUGGAGCUAACUACAGUCAAGGUCUCUGUUCUCAGUCCGGAAGCAUUGAAGCAGAAAGAGUUGGAAGAGCAGGAGGCGCUUGAACGAGCAUUGCGAAAUUCUCAAGCAAGAGCUACAUCACUGCUGGAGGGUGGUAAGAAGGCAAAGCAGCCAACUAUGACGACAUCCAGCCCAUCCCCUGAGCUGAUCAAACUAGUCGAGUUAGUCAAAAAGGGUCGCGCUGAAGCCAUGUCGAAUCAUAUUCAGAAGUAUGGUAUUGAUGUCUCGCAGCCUCUGCCGUUGACAACCAGUACAGAAUACGAUAUUCGUAGGACACCCACCAUAUUGCAUGUAGCUUCUCACCACGGCCAAGCUCAAGUUGUCAAGGCGUUAUUGGAGAAGCAUAUGGCUGACCCGACGAUCACCUCAACCAUAUCAGGACAUGACAAUGAUAGUGGACAGGAUGAUUCUGAAAACAAAUCGCUCUCGCUCGGUACCAGUUCAUUAACUGCAUACGACGUUGCCAAGGAUAAAGAGACACGAAAUGCUUUCAGAAGAGCCAUGGCAUUACUACCAGAGGCAUGGGACUGGGUUGGACAGGCACAUGUUCCUUCUGCACUCACACCAGAGAUGGAGGCAGAGCAGGAGAGAAAGGCUAAAGAAAAGGCACGCAAGGUAUUGGAAGCGGAGCGUGAGCGAAAAAAGACGAAAGAGCCAAGCCGAUCUAAGAUCCCUGUUGAACAUAACUCAGCCUCUAGGCUAACGGUGACAUCAUCAACAUCACCGCCCAGUCUAUUGGCCAAGAACAUGGCCAGUGUUUCAGCCGCCCAUUCAAAUCUAUCACCCGAAAUGCGGAUGCGUCUAGAACGUGAGCGACGCGCUAAUGCUGCAGAAGCUCGUAUGGCCGCCAUGCGUCAAGCAGAGACCAUUCGUAGAGCUGUCCAAGAGGGCAAGAAUAUUUGUGUGACCUGUGGUAAGAGUCUAAAUGACUUGACACCAUUUGACAAAUUUGGGCGCAAAUUUUGCACCACAGAAUGUGUUGCCAAAGGCCCUGCAUAAUUCAAUAAAAUAUCAAAGAAU